This is a messenger RNA of Beta vulgaris subsp. vulgaris (sugar beet), 7344 nucleotides long. RefSeq names its product DNA-directed RNA polymerase V subunit 1. Bases 352 to 7032 code for a protein of 2226 amino acids. NCBI's taxonomy places the organism in Eukaryota, Viridiplantae, Streptophyta, Magnoliopsida, Caryophyllales, Amaranthaceae. Gene Ontology annotation, biological process: DNA-templated transcription. The transcript is spliced from 21 exons. The record is from RefSeq and is a predicted model, not a curated record. Gene Ontology annotation, molecular function: DNA binding. Gene Ontology annotation, cellular component: RNA polymerase II, core complex.
AGUGUACACACUACUCAGACUAUAGUACUGAAAUUAGGAGAGAGAAACAAAAUCAAUGAAAGGUUAAAACCCCUCCUUUUUCACCUCAACAACGACUCAUUUUCUCUCUCUUCACUGCAUGUACAGCACCUUAAACCCCUUCAUUUCUCUCUCUCUCCUCUUCUCCUACGAAAUUACGAUUUCGCUGCCGAAAUUCGUCAAAUUCUGGGUUUUUUUAGAGGGGAAAUUUAGGGUUUAGCGUCGAACAAUUUGUGUUGUAUUGACUGAAAAGCUAAUCAGUCUGUUGAUUUUGGUGUGUCAUUCUCUUGUAUGCCAGUGUAAGAUUGAAUCAAGUUUUGUGCUCUUCAGAAGAUGGAGGAAAGUGUGGCUUCAAGUGUUCCUGACGGAGAGUUAAUUGGAAUUAAGUUUGGCUUGGCAAGCCAUCAUGAAAUUAGAACGUCAUCGAUUAGUGAUUGUCCUAUUAGCCAUGCUAGUCAGUUGGCAAAUCCCUUUCUUGGCCUGCCUUUGGAAAUGGGUAAAUGCGAGUCUUGUGGUACAGCAGAACCAGGAAAGUGUGAAGGUCAUUUCGGCUAUAUUGAGUUGCCGAUACCUAUAUUUCAUCCGUCUCAUAUCAGUGAAUUAAAACGUAUGUUGAGCUUAAUAUGCCUCAAAUGUUUGAAGAUGAAGUCAAAUAAGUUUCCACUGAAGAGCAAUGGUGUCAUGGAGAAAUUGUUGUCAGCAUGUUGUGAUGAAGCCUGCCAAGUAUCUAUCAAAGAAAGCAAGAACAAUGACGGGGCUUUCUUUCUGGAGUUGAGGAUACCUGGCAGAUCAAGAGCGCAAGAAGGUUGCUGGAACUUUCUGGAAAGAUACGGUUACCGAUAUGGGGACGGCUCUGCUAGGACGCUGCUUCCAUCUGAGGUUUUAGUGAUGUUGAAAAAACUACCAGAAGAUACAAGAAGGAAGCUUGCCAAAAAAGGAUACGUCCCCCAAGAUGGGUACAUAUUGCGCUAUGUACCGGUUCCACCUAAUUGCUUAUCGGUUCCAGACAUAUCAGAUGGAGUCAGCGUUAUGUCCUCAGAUCUAUGCUCAGCAAUGCUAAAGAAGGUUCUGAGGCAAAUUGAGGUUAUCAGAAGCUCCCGAUCUGGUGAACCCAAUUUUGAGUCGCAUGAAGUUGAAGCAAAUGACUUGCAAGUAGCUGUUUCACAGUAUCUUCAAGUCAGAGGCACUGGCAAGGCUGCACGUGAUGGUGACAACCGCUAUGGGGUAAGCAGAGAUGGCAAUAACUCAUCCUCAAAAGCUUGGGUUGAGAAGAUGAGAACUCUCUUCAUAAGUAAGGGAUCCGGAUUCUCCUCACGUUCUGUCAUUACAGGUGAUGCAUAUAGACCUGUGAAUGAAGUUGGUGUGCCCUCUGAGAUUGCCCACAAAAUGACAUUUGAAGAUAGAGUGAAUAUGCAUAAUAUACAAUACUUGCAGAGUCUGGUAGACAAGAACUUAUGCCUCACAUUUAGGGAUGGUUUGUCAACAUACUCAUUGAGAGAGGGUUCAAAGGGACAUACCUUCCUUAGACUAGGACAAGUUGUUCAUAGGAGGAUUAUGGAUGGGGAUAUAGUUUUCAUUAACCGACCUCCUACUACUCACAAACAUUCCCUGCAAGCCUUGCGUGUCUAUAUUCAUGACGAUCAUGUGGUCAAGAUAAACCCUCUUAUGUGUGGACCCUUGGCUGCGGAUUUUGAUGGGGACUGUGUCCACUUGUUUUAUCCCCAGUCGCUGUCUGCCAGAGCAGAAGUCUUAGAGCUAUUUUCUGUAGAGAAACAGUUGCUGAGCUCACAUAGUGGAAAUCUUAAUCUGCAGCUGGCAACUGAUUCACUUUUGUCUUUAAAGACUAUGUUUAAAGUGUAUUUUCUAGACAGAGCAUCAGCACAACAGUUGGCAAUGUAUGCAUCUAAUCUUUUGCCAUCUCCUGCACUAUGGAAAGCAUGCUCUUCUGGUCCUCGCUGGACUGCGCAACAAGUUUUGCAGACUGCUUUGCCCCCUCGAUUUGAAUGCCAUGGGGAUAGACUGUUGAUUCGUGAUAGCGAAGUAUUGAAAUUAGAUUUCAAUCGGGAUGUAAUGGCAUCAGUCAUCAAUGACAUUCUUGCAGCCUUGUUCUUCAACAAAAGCCCCAAAGAUGCUAUGGACUUUUUUGACUCUCUGCAGCCUCUUCUGAUGGAAAAUCUUUUUGCUGAGGGUUUCAGUGUUGGGCUAGAUGAUUUUUUUUUCGACAUGUCUGAGUUGGAAAAUACUCAACAUGAUAUCCAAGAUCUUUCAUCCUUACUAUUGCAGUUGAGAUCAUCCUUCAAUGAAUUAGUACAUUUGCAGUUCGAAAGUCAUAUUAGGCAACUUAAAGUACCAGUAGCAAAUUUCAUUUUGAAGUCUUCAGCACUUGGAAAUUUGAUUGAUUCUCGGAGUGAUUCAGCUAUCGAUAAGGUUGUGCAGCAAAUUGGAUUCUUGGGACUGCAACUUUCUGAUAAGAGAAAGUUCUAUUCCAAGAGCUUGGUGGAGGAAGUGGCGUCUCUUUUCCACCAAAAAUAUCCAUUUGCACAUAAGUUUCCUGCAGAGGAGUUUGGACUGGUAAAGAGUUGUUUUUUCCAUGGCUUGGAUCCUUAUGAAGAGAUUGUUCAUUCCAUUGCUACCAGGGAGGUAAUUGUUCGUUCAUCAAAAGGACUUGCUGAGCCUGGAACACUGUUUAAGAAUUUGAUGGCAGUUCUGAGAGAUGUUGUCAUAUGCUAUGAUGGCACAGUCAGAAAUAUCAGCAGUAAUUCAAUCAUUCAGUUUGAGUAUGGGGUUGGAGGGAUGCCUUCCCAGAGUUUGUUUCCUGCUGGGGAGCCUGUUGGAGUUUUGGCAGCAACAGCCAUGUCCAAUCCUGCUUAUAAAGCUGUUCUGGAUUCAUCUCCCAAUAGUAAUUCUUCUUGGGAUAUGAUGAAGGAAAUAUUGUUCUGCCGCGCAAAUUUCAAGAAUGACAUGAAUGAUCGCCGAGUUAUAUUAUAUCUGAAUGAUUGCUGUUGCGGUAGGAAGUAUUGUCAAGAAAAUGCAUCCUGCCUUGUUAAGAAUCACCUGAAGAAAAUUUGCCUCAGAGAUGCUGCAAUUGAGCUUUCUAUUGAGUAUAAACGGCCAAAGCUUGAACCUGAAAGUGUUGAUAUAGAUACAGGACUUGUUGGUCAUAUUCAUCUGAAUGCGGUUUUGCUGAAGGAAUCAGGCAUUUGUAUGCUUGACAUCCUACAAAAAUGUGAAGAACAAGUUAAUUUGUUACGUAAGCGGAAGAAGUAUGGUUAUCAUUUCAAGAGGAUACUUCUGUCUGUGAGUGAGUGUUGCUAUUUCAAGUAUUCUAAUUGUAAGUGGACUGAGAUGCCAUGCCUGAAGUUCUUUUGGCAAGACUUGGCUGACUCUGAUUUGGAGAGAACAAAACAUAUUAUGGCUGAUGUGAUCUGCCCAAUUCUAUUAGACACAAUCAUUAAAGGUGAUCCUCGAAUUUCUACUGUAAACAUUAUCUGGAUAAACCCAGGCACAACAACUUGGGUGCAGAGUCCCUGCAGCAAUAGGAAAGGUGAAUUAGCGGUGGAAGUUACAUUAGAGAAGGAAGCAGUCAGGCAAAGUGGGGAUGCGUGGAGGAUUGUUUUGGAUUGCUGUCUGCCUGUUUUCCAUUUGAUUGAUUCUCAGCGUUCAAUUCCAUAUGCCAUAAAACAAAUCCAGGACCUGUUUGGAAUUUCAUGUGCCUUCGAUCAAGCUGUUCAGCGCCUCUCAACAUCUGUGACUAUGGUCACAAAAGGUGUGCUUAAAGAGCAUUUGCUUCUCUUGGCUAGUAGCAUGACUUGUGCUGGGAAUUUAAUUGGCUUCAAUAUAAGUGGAAUCAAGGCACUAUGUCGUGCACUGAAUGUUCAAGUGCCAUUCACUGAGGCAACUCUAUAUACACCACGAAAAUGUUUUCAGAGGGCUUCUGAGAAGUGCCAUGUGGACACCCUAGGAAGCAUUGUAGGAUCAUGUUCGUGGGGUAAGCGUGUUGCUAUUGGUACUGGCACUAAGUUCGAUAUUCUAUGGGAGACGAAAGCGGUGGGAGAGUCUGAUAAAGGAACAGAUGUUUACAACUUCCUUCAUCUUUUGGGUGGUUCAAAUGAGGAAGGAAUUGAUACUGGGUGCUUGGGUGAAGACAUUGAGAAUUUUGAUGAAGUAUACACAGAGCCACCUCUGUCCCCUGAACAGGAAGAUAAGGCUGUCUUUGAGGAGCAUCUUGAAACUGAUGAAUCAAGCUGGGAUGGAUUGCCUACCUCUGGCUCAGCAGAAGGUGGUGGUUGGUCAAGCUGGGAAUCGAAGAAAGAUCUGCCUUCGUCUGGCUCAGCAGAAGGUGGUGGCUGGUCAAGCUGGGAAUCGAAGAAAGAACUGCCUUCCUCUGGCUCAGCAGAAGGUGGUGGCUGGUCAAGCUGGGGAUCAAAGAAAGAUCUGCCUCAGCCUGAAGAUUCAUCAAAGUCUUGGGGUGGAGCCAAACUGAAAGAGCCUUCAUCUGCUCGUGAAUCGGACAAAGAGACGGACAAUGGUGGUGGUGGUGGCUGGUCAAGCUGGGGAUCAAAGAAAGAUCUGCCGCAGACUGAAGAUUCAUCAAAAUCUUGGGGUGGAGCCAAACUGAAAGAGCCUUCAUCUGCUCGUGAAUCGGACAAAGAGACAGACAAUGAUAGUGGUGGUGGCUGGUCAAGCUGGGGAUCAAAGAAAGAUCUGCCUGGUGGUGGCUGGUCAAGCUGGGGAUCAAAGAAAGAUCUGCCGCAACCUGAAGAUUCAUCAAAAUCUUGGGGUGGAGCCAAACUGAAAGAGCCUUCAUCUGCCCGUGAAUCGGACAAAGAGACAGACAAUGAUAGUGGUGGUGGCUGGUCAAGCUGGGGAUCAAAGAAAGAUCUGCCGCAACCCGAAGAUUCAUCAAAAUCUUGGGGUGCAGCCAAACUAAAAGAGCCUUCAUCUGCUCAUGAACCGGACAAAGAGACAAACAAUGAUAUUGGGUGGAUUAAAAAGGGUUCUAAACAAGAUCUUACUUCUGGCUUAGUAGAUGGGGGUGGCUGGUCAAGCUGGGGAGUCAAAAAGGAUCUAACACAACCUGAAUCUAUGGCUAAUGGUUGGGAUGCAUCGAAGAAAAAUGAUGAAAAACCAAAUGGUGACAAGCAGGUUUCUUGGGGAAAAUCUAAUGAAUCGACCUGGGGUACUAGUCUUAAGAAUGCUGGUAACUGGAAUUCUACUGGGGUUAAUCAGCACGCAGAUUACCAAAGGUCAGUAUCUGAAAAAGAAGAGAGCAAAGCACCAUCUUCUUGGGGAAAGCCUAGAGAUUCAUCCUGGAAAAAGAACAACAAUGAAAAUGAGGGUGGCCGGAGUUCUUCUGUGCUCAAUCAAGAGGGAGGUUUUAGAAGCUGGAACUCUACAAAGAAAGAUACCAACUCAACCUGGAAAAGCAAUGAGGCAAUGAUCGUUGGUGGAAGUUCUAGUGAGUUCAAGGUCUGUGGAGAGGAUAGUACGCAAAGCUGGGACACUAAGAAACACGAUAACAGGACAAAGUCCUCUUGGGGCCAAUCAAGCAAUGGCAGCAAGAAUGCUGAUGGCUGGAGCACGGGUAAGGCCUCUGGAGAUGGUGUUUCCAGUACAUGGGAACAGUUAAAAAAUAGCAGUGAAGGUGCUGAAGGUUGGAGCAAGCCAGGUGGAGAGGGUGGUUCUGGAAGCUGGGAUUCACAAAAGGAGGAGAACAAGACCAAGUCUUGUUGGGGAAAACCAAAAAAUAACAAAGACAGCGCUGGUCACUGGAAUAUGAACAAGGCCUCUGAAGAAGGUGACGUCAGUGGUUGGGUUUCCAAAAAACCAGAGGGAAAAUCUCAACCUUCUUGGGGCCAAUCAAACGAUGGCAGCAAGGAUGCUGGUGGCUGGAGCACAGGUAAGGCCUCUGAAGGUGACGUCAGUGGUUGGGUUUCCAAAAAACCAGAGGGAAAAUCUCAACCUUCUUGGGGCCAAUCAAACAAUGGCAGCAAGGAUGCUGGUGGCUGGAGCACAGGUAAGGCCUCUGAAGGUGACGUCAGUGGUUGGGUUUCCAAAAAACCAGAGGGAAAAUCUCAACCUUCUUGGGGCCAAUCAAACAAUGGCAGCAAGGAUGCUGGUGGCUGGAGCACAGGUAAGGCCUCUGAAGGUGACGUCAGUGGUUGGGUUUCCAAAAAACCAGAGGGAAAAUCUCAACCUUCUUGGGGCCAAUCAAACAAUGGCAGCAAGGAUGCUGGUGGCUGGAGCACAGGUAAGGCCUUUGGAGACGGUGUUUCCAGUAGUGGGGGUGACAAGUGUCAGUCUUCCUGGGGACAGUCAGACAAUAGUAGUGAAGGUGCUGGAGGCUGGAAGAAAAAACAGCCUGAAGGAGGUCGUGGCUGGGGCUCUUCGAACUCUGGUGAGUGGAGAAGUAGGAUGAAUCGGCCCCCGAAGCAACAUGGAGGACCAAAUGAUGAUUCUACUGGUGUGGCAUUUACUGCUACCAGAAAACGGAUGGAUCUUUUCUCAUCUGAAGAGCAAGGUGUUCUAUCUGAGGUUGAAUCAAUCAUGCAGUCUAUUCGAAGAAUUAUGCAUCAAUCAGGGUGUAAUGAUGGUGAACCGCUUCCUUCUGAUGAUCAAACUUAUGUCAUUGACAACAUCUUGAAUUACCAUCCUGAUAAAGAGGCCAAAAUUGGGGCUGGAGUCGAUUUUAUCACGGUGAAAAAGCAUAGCAACUUCCAGGAAAGUCGUUGCUUUUAUGUCGUGUCAACUGAUGGCCAGAAUACGGACUUCUCCUACAUAAAAUGUUUAGAGAGUUUUGUUAAGGGGAAAUAUCCUUCACUUGCUGAAACCUUUACUUCCAAGUAUUUCAGAAGGCCACGUCCUGCAGGAAAUCCUUCAUCUCCAAGCCCGGCACCCGCGAGUCCUGCACCUCCAAGUCCGGCACCCACGAGUCCUGCACCUCCAAGUCCGGCACCCACGAGUCCUGCACCUCCAAGUCCGGCACCCGCGAGUCCUGCACCUCCAAGCUGUUGAAUCCUGCAUCAGAAAGCCAAGAUUUUAACUAGUAGAUUUGACUUGUGUACAUAAAUAGACAGUAGUUGCUGUUUUUAAGGCCAAGAUUUAAGUUUAAGCGCUCCCCUAUCCCUGAUUUUUCCCCACCUUAAAAAUUUCACUGUAAGGGAUACUUAUGGGGUCACAUUGAUGAUAACUUAUUUUGUACAGGAUUAGAAGUUUCUUCUGCAGGGAGCAGUGUACAGGACUGUAAUUUCUUGGCAUCUAGAAGCAGGUUUUCACUUUUUCACAAUAAAAAAAGUAGCCUUCAAAAUGAGAAUGUUCCUUUUUAUA